Molecule: messenger RNA, 1224 nt
Organism: Suillus plorans
Lineage: Eukaryota; Fungi; Basidiomycota; Agaricomycetes; Boletales; Suillaceae
Exons: 22
Coding region: 1-1224 (407 amino acids)
Source: RefSeq, a predicted model, not a curated record
AUGGCCAUCAAUCUGCGGCGUGAUGAAAGUAUGUAUCUUUUCCGGAAUCCGAAGCAAGAACUCGAAGCACGAAUCGGAAGCUGGGCACAGGAUAGUGACGUAUUGGUGACCAUGAUCCUCAUUGUCCUAGACCCUUUCUUCGGUUACCCCACUGCUCCGCUUGUCGUAUUUGCAAUGUCUAGUAACGUUGUUCAGGAUUGUGGACCCAUCCUCCUCGGUGGCUUACUAGCCUUCGGCUUAUCGGGUUGUGUAAACAUGCAAUUCUUCGUGUAUUGGCGGCUGUACUCUUACGAGUCUUUGCGUGCCAAGUCUCUGGUCAUUGCAACUUGGCUGCUUGACUUGUGUCAUUCUGCAUUUGUGGCAAUCGCCCUGUGGGAUUCCAUCAUUAUGCCCUACAGUAAUAUGAAUGAAUCUGACGAUAUCUCUUGGAGUGUUGGUCCUACAGUCGGGCUUACUCAAAAUAUUCGCCAGGCUAUGAUCACCUUCCUCGUCCAAAGUUUUUUUGCGUACCGAAUCUACAGACUGCAAAAGAAGAGACUUGCUGUAGCGGUCCCAAUUGUUACACUUGCUUUCUUUCGUUUAUUUGCGGCUAAUGUUUCGAUGGGCAUGAUGAUCCGCUUACAAUCAUAUGCCGCAUUCGUUCAACAACCUUUGUCGCGUUGGAUCUUCACCGUGGGCCUUUCACUUUCAGUGUUGGUGGAUAUCAUGAUCGCAGCAUUCAUGUGCUACUUCCUUCGCAAAAAUCGUACAGUGGUUACAAGCACCAUACGUAUCAUCGACACCCUGACACUCUGGACGAUUCGCAAUGGAUCAAUGACAAGUUCAGUUACUGAAAUAUUACAGUGGUUGGUUAUGCCUGGCAACCGCAUAUUCCUGGGUCUUCACUUCGUUGUAGCGAAAUGGGAUAUUAUCGGAGCAGUAUAUGCAAACUCGCUUUUAGCCACCCUUAAUGCCAGGCAGCAUAUAAGAAACGGAAAGCAAUAUGAUCCUUCGAGCGAUCAUCCUUUGCCGAUCGUUUUUUCGGAGGACUGGGAAAAUACAACUGAAACUUUGCGCUCGCAACACGGAUUUCCCGUAAUGCAGCUUAAUUCUUACAUUCCGAGGGCUCAAAAUGAAAAACGGGGGAAAACAAUCCAAGUAAAUGUUGAACGGGUCGUGGAGUCCAAGCUCGAAAAUGUUGCACUGGAACCGACGGAAAGCUGCACAGAAGGAAGUACAGUCUAA